Phodopus roborovskii (desert hamster) is the source of this 1987-nucleotide messenger RNA. RefSeq names its product potassium two pore domain channel subfamily K member 9 (gene Kcnk9). Gene Ontology annotation, molecular function: potassium ion leak channel activity. NCBI's taxonomy places the organism in Eukaryota, Metazoa, Chordata, Mammalia, Rodentia, Cricetidae. Gene Ontology annotation, cellular component: membrane. Gene Ontology annotation, biological process: stabilization of membrane potential; potassium ion transmembrane transport. The coding region runs from base 334 to 1485 and encodes 383 amino acids. The record is from RefSeq and is a predicted model, not a curated record. The transcript has 3 exons.
GAGCCCGCUGCGCCCGCAGAGUCUGCUGCGCCCGCAGAGUCCGCCGAGCCUGCCGAGCCCGGGGCAUCCGCUGAGCCCGGGGCGUCCGCUGAGCCUGCGAAACCCGCAGAGAUCAGGGAGUCCGUUGUGGACAUCGAGCCCGCGGCACCUGAAGGUGUUGAAGUUCGGGACAGUGAGGACCCCGAAGAUGAUGUCGUUUCCAGCAUCACCUGCGGCGUCUGCUGUUACCACAGCUUACAACUUCGAAUCCAUCGCAGAGGAGGUUGCGUCCGUGCGGCUCUGCAUUGGGAUGGUGUGGCUCUUUUCCCCUUUGGCGGCUCCUUCUUCGCAGCCAUGAAGAGACAGAACGUGCGUACCCUCUCCCUGAUCGCCUGUACCUUCACCUACUUGCUGGUGGGUGCAGCAGUGUUCGAUGCCCUCGAGUCCGACCAUGAGAUGCGCGAGGAGGAGAAACUUAAAGCCGAAGAGGUUCGCAUCAGAGGCAAGUACAACAUCAGCUCUGAUGACUACCAGCAGCUGGAGCUGGUGAUCCUGCAGUCUGAGCCCCAUCGCUCCGGUGUCCAGUGGAAAUUCGCGGGUUCCUUCUACUUUGCCAUCACCGUCAUCACAACUAUAGGCUAUGGGCACGCUGCACCCGGCACAGACGCUGGCAAGGCCUUCUGCAUGUUCUAUGCUGUGUUGGGCAUCCCCCUGACGCUGGUCAUGUUCCAGAGCCUGGGCGAGCGCAUGAACACCUUCGUGCGCUGCCUGCUGAAGCGUUUCAAGAAGUGCUGUGGCAUGCGCAACACUGAUGUUUCUAUGGAAAACAUGGUCACCGUCGGCUUCUUCUCCUGCAUGGGCACCCUGUGCCUUGGGGCAGCUGCCUUCUCCCACUGCGAGGACUGGAGCUUCUUUCACGCCUACUACUACUGCUUCAUUACACUGACUACUAUUGGAUUUGGCGACUUUGUGGCCCUGCAGUCCAAAGGUGCCCUGCAGAGGAAGCCUUUCUACGUGGCCUUCAGCUUCAUGUAUAUCCUGGUGGGGUUGACCGUCAUCGGUGCCUUUCUCAAUCUUGUGGUCCUGCGAUUCCUGACCAUGAACACUGAUGAGGAGCUGCUGGAGGGAGAAGUUGCGCAGAUACUUGCUGGAAACCCAAACAGCGUGAUCAUCCGUAUUCCAAACGGCCGCCAUAGGUUCAAUGCUCAGUCCUUCCUGAAGAGAUACGGCAGGACCCUGUGCUUUCUCUGCUUCCCACGCGGUAUCUGCAUCCAUGAUGAUGAUGAUGAUGAUGUCCUUGAAGAUGUUGCUGUCGUUGCUCCUGCUUCUGCUGCGGGUACCAGGAAUGUCCAGGCUACUGUCCACUCCAUUUCCUGCAGAAUUCAAGAGCUCUCCCCAAACACACUGAAGCACACCUGUUUCCAGACCCCAUUUGGCACCAUCAUUCACGGGAUACACGCCUGCGAAGAGAAUCACAGGCUGGCCCUCCGUCGCAAGUCCAUCUAAGUGUGGGAGGGAAGUAGGCAGAAGAGUCAUUUGUCAUGCAGAUGGGACCUAACUGCAUCUUCAAGAGAGGCGUCCAUGGAUGCUGGGUCUCACUGUGAAGCCCAAGCAGGCUUCGGAUUUCUGACCUCUCCCGGGGACCUCUUCCACGUGGGGCGAGUGUCAGCACCCUUUCCCCUAAAGACCUGUGGGAACGGCCCAGUAUACCUAGACAGAAGGCACAGAGACAUGGUCCUUGUAGGGUCCCUUGCCUGCAAAUCUAUUGGGCCACCUUGGCACCUAGCAGCAACCUCAUGAGUGGCGAUGACCACCAAACUCUCUCCCCAUUCAAUACCAUAGAAGUGUGACUUAUUGUCAUGUCACUGCCCUGGCCAUCAAGGGCUACAUAUGUUACCUCUGUCUUUGAGAUACUUGCUCUGUUAUGUUCUAGAGCACAGUCCUUUCCCUUCCAACCCAUGAGAUGUACCUGCUAUGGCCAUGUGACCUCUUCUUGUCCUCCUGGAGG